AUGCGACGCACUUUGAAGUUGCUGCAAGACUCGUCACGGCAGCUGCAGCACCCCACCUCGUCGUCGCCAUGGUCCCCCCACCCAGGCCUAUGGGUGUACCCAUCUAUACUCUCGACCUCGCAGCAACGUGUGGUGUUACGACAUUCGUUGGCACUCCUCUCGUCACCCUCACGUACGACGUCGCAUGCACGACGGCUGGCACGGAAUUACCUAAAGGCCCAUCCCGAUCAUCCGAAGGAUACUUUUCUCCCGCCUGAGGCGUACGAGUUCGAGAAGGGGCACUUUGAUGGGGUCAUCACGGGGUACAGGGAGAUGUUGGUCAGACCGGGGAUGCUACCCAAGGUUGAUGACGAACUGGUACACGCUCUAGCCAAGGUCUAUUCGCUCCUGCCUCCUGCCAAAGUCGUUGCUUCCGGAUCAACGCCCGAUUCUCAGGCUGGUUCGAGCAUGGGCGAACACCCCGUCGACCCACCGGACCACCUCAUCAUGCAUCUACUUCAUCUGUCCUCGGAGGGCGAGAUCAGACCACAUAUCGACCACUUGGAAGCCUUCGGGACGAGCAUCGUGGGAUUGAGCUUGGGAGGUGAAAGGAUGAUGAGAUUCCGGAAGGCCAAGCAGGGGCCCGAUCAAGAACCGGAGAUGUUACCGGAGGGGUCAAAGAAUGAGUUUGAUGUGUUACUCGAGCCUGGGGACGCAUAUGUGCAAACGUAGGUUAUUUGCUUGUGAUGGUUGGGCGAGCGAAUGAGCACAGUUACAUUUCUUCCUUCGCUUGAUCAGAUGGCCACUUCGGACUCAGUACACCCACGAGGUGUUGCGAACGGGUGAGUACGAAGGUCGACUGAUCGGUGGAUCACAGCGGUUGAGCAUCAUGUUGAGGGUACGUAUCUCAUGACUUCGUGCCUUUCGGCCUACUGGGGGACCGAGCCGGAUCUGACUCGCCCCGAAAUGCCAUUUUUGGCUUGCAGGACAAGCUGCCGGGAAGCGAGGGGAAGGGUACGGCUGAUUUGGUCGUUUAA
Molecule: messenger RNA, 1016 nt
Organism: Microbotryum saponariae
Lineage: Eukaryota; Fungi; Basidiomycota; Microbotryomycetes; Microbotryales; Microbotryaceae
Source: the annotation of a GenBank genome assembly